Messenger RNA from Malaya genurostris, 567 nucleotides. It is a transcript of the gene Bet5, whose product is annotated as trafficking protein particle complex subunit 1. Bases 58 to 492 code for a protein of 144 amino acids. Gene Ontology annotation, biological process: endoplasmic reticulum to Golgi vesicle-mediated transport. The transcript has 3 exons. NCBI's taxonomy places the organism in Eukaryota, Metazoa, Arthropoda, Insecta, Diptera, Culicidae. Gene Ontology annotation, cellular component: TRAPP complex. The record is from RefSeq and is a predicted model, not a curated record.
ACAAAACAACCUGAUUUCAUAUGAAUAUAUUAUUUAUAUUAGGAUUCAUCAAUAAAAAUGAUCUAUAAUCUGUACGUGUUUGACAAAUACGGAACCCUUUUAUAUUACGGAGAAUGGAACCGUUUGAAACAAUCUGGAAUCACCAAAGAUGAGGAAUCCAAACUAAUGUACGGCAUGUUGUUCUCGCUUAAAUCAUUCGUCAACAAAAUAUCCCCUAUCGAUCCGAAAGAGGGAUUCCUGUAUUACAAAACAAAUAAAUAUGCUCUGCACUUUGUCGAGGUGUCGUCAGGGUUGAAGUUUGUUUUAAACACCGAUACGACAGCGACGGGGAUUAAAGACUUUCUUCUGCAACUCUACAGUAAAGUUUGGGUAGAAUAUGUCGUGCGUAAUCCCCUUUGGACUAUUGGAACCCCCGUAACUUCCGAUCUAUUCAAAACCAAGUUGGAUGAAUUCGUAAAACAGUCGCCUUUAUUUGGUCCGAAAGUUAUUUGAAGCAGAGCAUUUUAUUGAUCAAUCUACAAAUCCUAUCUAAUAAAAAAUUAGUUUCUAUAAUGUAACUGACAUGAA